ACAUGUCUCCAAUCCCACCCUCAAUCCUUCCCAGCAAAGAAUGAAGGCCAUGGCACUUGUGGUUCUUGCACUCGUGCUUGCUCUUGCGGUCUCAUAUUUCCCUGGCCCGUGCCAUGGCGCGCUCCAGGUGGGAUUUUACGAGGGAAAAUGCGGACGUGCGAAUGUGGAAGCCAUCAUACAACGUGUGGUCGCCAAAAAGAUCCGUAGCGACCGCACGAUUGUGGCCGCGCUCCUUCACAUGCAAUUCCAUGACUGCUUUGUUAAGGGAUGCGACGCAUCCAUUCUCUUGAAUGGCAACUCGACAGAGAAAACUGCAAUCCCGAACUCGAGUGUUAGAGGUUACGACAUUAUCGAUGCAGCGAAGGGAGUUGAGAAAGCAUGCCCUGGCGUUGUAUCGUGUGCUGAUAUCAUCAUAGCCGCCACUAGAGAUGCCGUUUCUCUGAGCGGUGGACGAAGAUACGACAUACAGAUGGGAAGGAGGGAUGGCCUAUCUUCCCAGGCUAACACUGUUGAUCUUCCACCCCCUACCAUAUCUGUGGCCCAAUCCAUCCAAGCAUUUGCGAAAAAGGGUCUCAAUCCAACAGACAUGGUUCUUCUCUUGGGUGGUCACACUGUUGGGCUGGCCCAUUGUUCACUCUUCAAAGACCGUUUGUACAAUUUUCAAGGGACUGGCAAACCCGAUCCGACCAUGGAUCUUCUUCUUUUACUUGCUCUAAGGAUAAGAUGUCCCCAGAACGCAUCAACUGAUAACACGGCUAACCUUGACCAAAAUCUACUAAGCAGUUUCACUGUCGACAACAGUUACUACAGGCAGAUAAAGAGAAACAGAGGUGUUCUUCAGAUAGAUCAACAGCUGGCUCUGGACUCAUCGACGAAGGCCAUGGUCGAGUAUCUCGCUUCUAGCGCUGAUUUCGUCACUCAAUUUGGCAAUGCCAUGGUCAAGCUAGGCGCAGUCGAGGUCCUCACAGGAAAUCAAGGUGAGAUCAGGAAAACAUGUGGGGCCCUCAACAAUGGUUCUACUUCUCCUUGAUGGGCCUUGGAAAUCUUUGCAACCGUGUGAUGUAUGAUUGAGUUUGAACAUUUGUUCUGUUUCUUAAUAAGCUGCAUGGAAUGGUCGUCCACAACCAUGUUACAUGUUGAUAAUUUAAUGAGUGAGAAACUGAAAAAAAAAUGGUUUUUUUUUUUUCUUUCCCCUACUUGUCUUGCAC
Messenger RNA from Magnolia sinica, 1208 nucleotides. Its product is annotated as peroxidase 60-like. Lineage: Eukaryota; Viridiplantae; Streptophyta; Magnoliopsida; Magnoliales; Magnoliaceae. The record is from RefSeq and is a predicted model, not a curated record. Gene Ontology annotation, molecular function: heme binding; peroxidase activity. Gene Ontology annotation, cellular component: plant-type cell wall; plasmodesma. Gene Ontology annotation, biological process: response to oxidative stress; hydrogen peroxide catabolic process.